AGCGGGAUCGGUCAAUUAAAUAUUUCAAAAUGAUUACAUUCAAGAACAGUCCAAUGACACGGAUGAAAACAGAUGAGGAAGUGAUAGAGUCACUAUUUUCUAAGGAAGAACGUUUGGAAACUUAUCCAUCAAUUCCUGAAUUUUACAAUGAUCAGGAAAUUUUCAUUACUGGAGGUUCAGGAUUCAUUGGUAAAGUAUUGAUUGAAAAAUUGCUAAGAUCAUGUCCAGGCAUCAAAACAAUUUACAUCUUGUUAAGACCAAAGAAAGGAAAAGAUAUUGAAGAAAGGCUGAAUGCAAUUACAAAUCUAGAACUUUUCGGGCCACUGAAACAGCACAAUCCAAGCGUAUUUACAAAAUUAGUGCCUGUUGAAGGUGAUGUCACUGAAUUACAAUUAGGGCUGAGCAAUAAUGACUUGGAUAAAAUGAAAAACGUGUCAGUGAUUUUCCACUCAGCAGCAAGUGUUAGAUUUGAUGAUUCACUAAGAUAUGCUAUAAUGAUGAACACCAGAGGAACUAGAGAAAUUAUGAGAUUCGCUGAGACCUUAAAAAAUAUCAAAGUAGUCAUGCACGUGUCAACAACUUACAGUAAUCCUAAUCGUCGAAUUGUAGAGGAAGAAGUCCAUUCAGCACCUGUUGAUUGGAGGAAAGCAAUUGAAAUUUGCGAAAAGGUCAAUGAUGAUUCUUUAAACUCAUUGACUCAGCUGUAUACAGGCUUUAUGCCCAACACUUAUGUUUUCUCAAAGAGUCUUGCUGAGCAUGUAACUGAUGAUUAUAAGGAAAAGUUGCCGGUUGUAAUUUUUCGUCCUUCGAUUGUCAUAUCAGCUAUUAAAGAACCACUUCCUGGAUGGGUUGACAAUUUUAAUGGACCUGUUGGACUUCUUGUUGGAUCUGGCAUAGGAAUUGUUCGUACAAUGUACAGUAAUCCUGACAAUCGAUGUGAUUUCUUACCUGUUGACUUGUGUGUUAAAGCAAUGAUAAUUGCAGCAUGGAAGAAAGGAGUGGAGCAAACUAAUUCGAUUCCAGUGUACAACUGUGCCUCAUAUAAUGUCGCAACAUUGAAAAUUCAACAAAUAAUUGAUAUUGGAAAAUGCCUCUGUGCCUUAACUCCACUUGAUAACAUGUUAUUCAUACCCGGCGGACAUAUUACGAAAAAUCGUUACUCGAAUUAUGUAAAAAUGAUUUUCUACCAGUUGCUGCCUGCAUUAAUUAUCGACGGUAUACUGAAGCUCAAAGGUCAUAAACCAUUUAUGACAAAAAUCCAAAGGAAAAUUUACGAGGCAAACUUGGCACUGAAAUAUUUCGUCAUGAAUGAAUGGAUCUUUAAGAAUGAUAACUUCCUGACUCUUUGUUAUAAGGUUAAGCUAACAGAUAUAAAGGAUUUUGAUUAUAGCGAUAGUCUUAAUCAUGAUGCUAUCUUGUAUAUGAGAAUUGCAAUGAGAGGUGUAAGGAAGUAUCUUAUUCAUGAUAACCUGGACAAUGAUGAGAAAAAUCGAAUGAAAUAUAAGUUCCUUAAAGUUAUCCAUACCAUUUUGUGUUCGAUUCCUUACAUUUUACUGUACUAUGUCUUGAAACUUUUGUUUGACAAGUUUUGGACUCAAUAAGAGACAGCUUUCAUAAAUCUUAAGCUACUCAAAAGGGUUAACAUGUUGAAAAAUCAAGCUUUUACUAUGAAAUCUUCUAGAAGCUUCUUUCUUCAACAAAAUUGAGGAAAGAGUCCAUUUUAAAUUCAAAAAAGUUAAAUCACUAUUGAUGAAUUCAAACUGCUAUGAAUCUUUGCUAAUACACUGUAAGGAUGCGACUUCUUUUAAUUUAAUUUGACA
Messenger RNA from Chironomus riparius, 1820 nucleotides. The record is from the annotation of a GenBank genome assembly. NCBI's taxonomy places the organism in Eukaryota, Metazoa, Arthropoda, Insecta, Diptera, Chironomidae.